Messenger RNA from Porites lobata, 13795 nucleotides. Lineage: Eukaryota; Metazoa; Cnidaria; Anthozoa; Scleractinia; Poritidae. The record is from the annotation of a GenBank genome assembly.
CACUCCUGCGGUAAAAGACAACCGAUACUGACUAACUCUUACGAACUCACAGGGAAUGCAUUGAAGGAAUUAUCCUGCCCGAAUUUUUCGUGACCCAAAGAAAUUAUCUUCAAGACUCGAGUACAGUGGCAGUUACGCAGUUCAUUCACCGUUGCUAAACUGCUUUUCUUCAUUUAUACGACGACAUCCAUACUUAAUCUGAGCGCCCACUUUUUACAGACGCGGUGAGUUCAAGGUUAGUGCUCGUCGCACGCAUUGUUUCGCUUUUUGUCUGCAUGAAUACUACUUUUCCUCUUUGAAAAUGUUGUCGUUUUUUCCUCCAAUCCUGCCAAGUAUGUAAGUAAUCAGCGACUUUGGUAAAUAUAACCAGGUUACAAUAUUUCUUUCUAGGUUUGGAUUGUCAAUAGCCAUGCAACAAACAAGUCGCUAUGACAGAGCGGCCAGCUUAUCAACCUCUAAAUUCACAAGUGGGAUAAUGAACUGCUGGAUAAGGCUUUGAGUCAUGCGCUCAUCUGAGUGAUAUAUUCUUUUUUUGGGCCGCGACUACCGACCUAGCUAACCAUAAAUCUUUCCACAACGUUCGGGUGAUUUAAAGUUUAGGGGAAAAGCGUGUAGCAGUGUAGACAGAACAGAAAAACCAAGGUCAUCUUCUAUUUUAUUGGAUAAAGUUCAGACUUGCCUUUUGAGAGUUGUUUAGACUGCCUUUUUAGCAGAAUGGAAGAUUCCAAGCCGGAGAUACAUUCCGCAAGUCGGGCACAUGAUCGAGAAACCCAAACAUCUUUUGAUAUGAGCCACAUACCAUCACAUGGGACCUCUUCUAAUGACGGCAGGAGAGCCCAUGGUUACCACCCUUACAACCACAGGCAUGGUCAGCAAUUGCAGUGGAGUGCAAACCAUGUUUUUCAUUCAUCAGGGUAUCCUGACUACUACCCUUAUGAACUGCGCUAUACGCCUCAUCACCACCCUCCCCCUGCUAUCCCUGGUCCCCCACCUCAUGGAAACCACUACUACCCUGGACGGGUGCCGCACUGGCAUAACUCCCCAAGCCCUGUGUUGCCAUCUCAUAUAUCCCCAGUGCCACAUCCGCAUUCUUCUUAUCACCAUUAUCCAUAUCAUCCCUCAGAUGGAUUUUAUGCACAUCCUCCACCGCUGCAAGGAGUUGCCCCUCCUAUGCCCAUUUCGCGGGAAAGGAGACACACAGAUUCGGAAAUUGCACGUCCCAAAGCAGAAUGGCCACCUGGUUAUCAGCCAUUUGUAAAACCAAUCAUACCAUCAGAUUACUUGGCCUUUAUCCAUCGGAACCCAGGAUCAGAUUGUGGAGGACCACCAUCCACUGCAACGUCGUCACUAAGAUCAACAGUUAUUGACCUUCCACAUUCCAGUUUUCAGAGCCCACGGCCAUCAGCAAGAAUGACUAGAAAACGACCACUAUCUAGUACAGCCUCAUCUGUGGAGUCCAUUGACUUAAAUGCAUUAAUAAGGGGCUCACCUGAUUCACUUUCAGGGUACCUAGGGCCAACCAGAGUGUCUUCAGCAGGUUCCUUUGGCCAUUUGAGCCCUAUAGCAUUUUGCACCUCCCCUGGCUCACGACAAGCUCGCUAUCCCAUUGCUAGAAAUGUGCUGAUUACGACUCCACCAAUUGCUCCACCUCGAAUACCUUCACCAUCUUCCAUGCAAGAUGCCCUCCCUAGUUCGACGACCGGUGCAGAGGGGACAAAGGAGGAGACUCAGGAGAACACAAGUUGUGCAGAGUCUCCCAAAAUGACCAACAAUAAAGAACCAGAAAGUGCCAGUUGCAAAGAGGAGAGCAUGGACAUUUGUCCCUUAGACUCCACAACAUCCCCUGGCACUUCAGAAGUGAAGGUAGGAGCAUAGUUAUUGCUAGAAAUAUAUGCUGCCUUCUAAUUAGUACUUGUGCUAUUAAUUUUGUUUACAAAUACUGACAGGAUCUGUGUCAGUUAAGGGGAGCCUCCUAGGAAUUGAAUGGUGGGAGUCAUGUUUGCUAAGAAGAGGGUGGAUUAAGGGGUGGUUCUUAAGGGGCGUGCAGCCCCCUUCCCCCCUUUCCUGCAGAAUUUUGUAUUAUUUCUGGAGAAUAGUGACGAACAUAUAUAUCCAAUAACUGGCAAGUGUUUCUUCCCUUUCUGAAUUUUCUGUAUCUGCCUCUGAUGUUCCCUUGUUACCUAAAACAAGUUGCUUUUUUGUUUCUUAGAAAUGGUUCUUCGGACAAGUUCCCUUAAAUCAACAGUCUCCCAUUCCUGCAAAUCUCAAAAGUUAGGAGGAAGUGUUUAUUUCCAUGUUUCCACAAAACCCAUGGAAGAUCCCCUGAAUUGCAGCAUCUUGCUUUGUUCAACAGGGUAUUUCUGUCAGAAAAUCGAUGCAGUACCAUUUCAAAUAUGAAUGCCACUGUUUUUACCAAAACAACUUCGCAAUUUGCAUUACAGACUUGACAGUAUAUAAUUAUUUGAAAGCAUUCAAUAAUUUUUUCAGGCACAGUAACUAUCUAUCCAGCAAUAAACACAUAUCGAGGUAUAACUGGUAAUGCCAUUUUAAUGUUUUGGUGACUUGCCUUGCUUAGAUUAUUGUGAGUGGAGUGAAAGUGACAGCUGGAAAUAUUAUAUCUUUGUGUCAGUAAAGAAUAGCUUGUUGCAUUUCAAAAAUGUUAAAAGAUUUAAAUUUAGCUUGGGGGUCAUUUAAAAAGUAAUAAGCAAGUGUGUUCUAUUAUUUCAACUUUUUUCAGUACUAUAACAUAUGUUGAUUGUUUCUUUCGUAGCUUAUCAUGUGUUUAAAAUUUAUACCCUAAAACCACUUUUUGGAGUUACCUUGAAAGCUUAAAGGAAACUGAAAAGUUAUUUUAAGUUACAUGUUUCGGUCAUUAUGAAGCCCCCUGAACAAAAAUAGAAUUAAUAAAAUAUUUUGUCUGAGACAAAAUUAUGAUUCAUAACUCUAGGCUAUCAAUGUCUAGGCAGAUGACUUGUUAAGGUUAUCAAAGUGAAUGUUUUCAGUAUGCAGAUGGGUGCAAAAAAAUAGCUGGAUGUUUAUUUUUUCCAACCUAGCCAAAAGCCCUAUACAAUACAGCUGUAGUGAUAUAGUGACAUGCAGAAUUUAAUUUCUAAUCUUCUUAGAACAGGACCGUUUUAAAAAUAGAACAUCAAAAGGGGAGAGAGUUAAACAGAUAUGGAAGUGUAAGAUAAAAUGUGUUCAUGAACAAGCUAUAUUUUGUUGUCCGUGACAUAAGAAAUGAAUUAAAUACUGUGUGUAGAAAAUGCCUUUCGAAAAUUAAUAAAAGCCAGAGAGUUAAUUCUCAUUUGGCCACUUUCCCGUAUGGAGGCCUUAUAUUUUAUGAACAGACACACACUGCACGUACCCUUAUUAUUCUUACAGGGAUAGAGCAAGUUAGUUCUAGAGUACUGUAACAGCUCAUGUGUUUACUGAGAGAUCUGGAUUAUACAUUUGAGAACAUUCCAAGCAUUGUUGAAACAAUUGUGGGCAAACUCUCAUGAACAUCAUCAUCCUUCUGGUUACCUUUUGAAACCCACUGUAAUUCAAAUGGCAUCCGGUGUAGUUAAACAGAGAUUUUAAAUUUUUAAAGUAAUCAGUUAUUAGUGGAUUGGGUAAUUUUAAUUAGCAAUACAGUUUUCUAUUGAUGAACGUGCUGUUUAUAUAGACAAAGCAAUUUAAAUCUCUCUGCUAUUUUUCCUGUGUUUUAUUUACCAAACAUUUGGAGAUUAGCACACCUUUGCUGCACUCCCAAAAGACCAAAAGAGCAAACAAAUAGUACUUAUAACUGUGGUAAUUGAAAAUGGAUUAAAAACAAAGGAUAAUCUAGGAAGUGAUGUACAGGAAAGACAUGUCAACAGAGACACUGGCGUCAGACUGAGUUUCACUGAGGCUAUAAUGUUUCACUGCCUCUUGAAUACUUCUUUUAAAAUUCUUUAAGUUCUAGGAGGGGUAGCCUAUUGCUCCUUGACCCAUCAUCAGCAUCCAAUUUCUCCUUGUAAUAUCAACGCUUUGUAAACAGAGUGGUCACGAGAAUUAAGGACAUGAUCACACAACAUACUGUACCGGUGUAAUGAGUUGAUACUUCAAUAACUUCACCCCACCACUAAUCCAUAGAAACCCUAUAGGGGUACCAAGAGAAUUUCCAUUUUCAUAUUUAGGCGUUGAAGGGUUAAAUUAUUCUUACUGUAGUGCCCUGCUGAUGGCUUUUCUUAAUUACCUCAGUUCGUGGUUUGAGACACAGCAGUUAAGCAUUUUUGUUUUUGUUGCCUAAACAAUGACAUUCCUGGGUGGGGGAAGCUUAUUUAUGAUUUUUAGUUUGGGUGGGUAGGUGUGUGCAAAUGUGGCCCUGCUAAAACCCUUAGCCUACACCAUGCAAAUUUGGCUGCAUUUUUGCAUAACCCUUUUCCAAAGUGAGUGUCAUGAUAAUUUUUUCUUAUCUUUAUACCACUGAUCUAUUGCAGACUAUUUCUUUGAAAACCCCACCCUUAACAGCUCACAUACCCAUAUAGCUUAUAGAUAUCCCUCCAGCACACUGGCUUAUAAUGAGGGAUUACUAAUGUAGUUAAUAAAGGCAUUGUUAACUUUAUAGCCAUGUGGCCAUCAGUCCAAUCUGAUUAUCUACUGUAGAUAAAGAAUGUCCCAUGCUAAUAAUAGUCUUUUUUUGAUAAGCUGCUAUAGACAAUGAAUCCUCCACAGAUUAAAAAAAUUAAUGUGACAUACAUUGUGUUGUAAGUAAAAUUAAAGGUCAUUAAUCAGUGCCAGAUCCCAUCCAGACCUUGAGAUAAAGGGGGGGGGGGGAAGUCAUCCAGACCCUUAGAAAAUUGGGGGGGUCUCCAAAGAAAUUUCAGUUUGGUCUAAAGAUAAGGGGGGCCCUCGCCUGGAUCCACCACUGUUAAUAACAGAUGUUUGUAGUUUAAACUCUGUGCAUUAAUCCUUAGAGAAUUUAAGUACUGUUGUCAAAUGAGAGAAUUUUGCUAAAAGAUCAAAUUAAAGUAUUUUGUUUUUCAGAAUAAUUUAUUUUCUCAUAACCUUUUCUCUUGGUUAUGGAUUGAUAUUGUUAGGAGACCAUUGACGUUGGUCACUCUGAGGACCUAAAGGGUUUUAAAUUUAUUGAAUAAACAGUGAAAAAUCAUAAAUAAAAUAGAAAAGGAGCAAAGGUUUACAGAACUUGAAUUUGUACAUUUUACAGCAGGAAGGCUCAGACAAUGAGGCAGAUGAUAACCCCCCUGAGCAGGAAGAACAAGACCUCGUUUGUCACUGGAAAGAGUGCUGUAAUCAGUGUGAAACACAAGAUGAGCUUGUUCGACAUGUCAACAAUGAUCACAUCAAGAAGGAUCGCAAGGACUUUACCUGUUACUGGGAGGGCUGUACAAGGGAAAGGAAACCCUUCAAAGCCCAGUACAUGCUGGUUGUACAUAUGCGAAGGCACACUGGCGAAAAACCACAUAAAUGCAAUGUAAGCUACAUUAUAAUUAUAAUCAAAUAGAGAAAGACAGCUUAUGUUAACCAAAGAAAGUUUCAAAGUUAGUGAACAAUACUCAUAAUAGACUAUCUUGCAGGUGUCUUGAAAACAAAGACCCCCAAGACCACUAAGACCCCUUAAGACCUCCACCGAAUGAUUCUGAACUUUAUCGAUUAGGGUUAGGAAACUGAGUGAAUCAGGUUCCAUUUAAGUCAUCAUACUGGGCAAACAGAGUCACCCAAAAUUUGAUUAACCCAGUUUCCUAACCCUAAUCAAUGAAAGUUCAGAGUCAUUCGGUGGGGGUCUUUAAGGGGUCUUUGUUUUCAAGACACUCCUAUCCUGUCUGCAGUUGUGGGCUUAGUACCCUGGCCUUUGAGUGAAUGAGAGGCUGAGGUUGACCUUAUUUUGAUACAAACCUCCUUUAUUUGUUUUCUUAAUAUGGAAAUUAUGCUUGAAAAUUAAAGUACUAGUUAGCAUAAGGACAACUUCAUUUAUAUGAGAAUUUGCGAGUUUUCCAUACAAAUGGUAAGCGCUCAAGGUCGACCCCAGGCUUGUUUCCCUCUAUUCAAUUUACUAUAACUGUAAAAUAGGCUAUUAACAUAAUUUCUUGGCAUUUUAAGUAUGCUUGCAUGGUGAUUAGGGCUAAAUAUGUUACUUGUUAACUUUUAUCAUUUUAGAUGUUCUUAUGUCAGUUUGAAUUGUAGGGGUGGCAAAUGGUACCUCGAAAAACGUGGGUCUCGGAAAAUUUUGGCAGGAUCUCGAAAUCUCGGCAGCGUUUUUGAUAAGUCUCAAAGUCUCGUUUUUUCAUGGUUUGCUUUUACUUUUUUUGAGUCUCGAAACUUUUUCACCAAAGAGUCUCGGGCUCGGAUUUCUAACUAGGAUCUCGGUGUCUCGGCGAGUCUCGGAUUUUACCAUUCGCCACUCCUAAUUGUUUAUUUUGUGACUUGAAAGCCAUGACAUGUUGACAUGGUAACAUUGCAUUAUAAACUUGUUUUGCCAACUUUUUUUCUUGAUAUGUAUCUUCAUUUAAUCUGAAUCAAUUAAUAUAAUUUUCAUUUCUUAUUUGAUUUUAGACUGUUCACAGUCCCCUAUUUUUCUGUAAGAUUGUUGAGAGCACUUAGCUUAAAGGGGUGCCAUCUUGGUUUGGAAUGUACCAAGGAGCCAGGGGUCUGGGUUAAAUGGUGUUGGGGAGAGGGAGGUGAGAAAAACAGAGGAACUGUCAUCUCCUCCUAAACUAUCCCUUACCCCCUAAGUAGAUUUGAUACUCAUUCCCGAGAAGGGUAGGUGCUCUAUCCCAACGGGCUAUGAACUGUCUAAUAAUGAUAAAUCAUCUACCUUUAUAGUACGAGGGAUGCUCAAAAGCCUACUCACGACUUGAGAACCUCAAGACUCAUCUCCGGUCUCACACAGGAGAACGUCCUUAUGUGUGUGAAGUGGAAGGCUGCAAUAAAGCGUUCUCCAAUGCAUCUGACAGAGCUAAGCACCAAAACCGGACCCACUCCUCAGUGGUGAGUGCUAAUAAUAGUUUUGCCCCUCACGUAUCUUUUGUUGGACAAUUCAAAGGGGUUAUGUCACACUUAGUCUUAGCAUCAAAUUGUUAAAAUCCAAAAAUAUAGGUCCAUUUUUGUUUUUUAAGGGCACUUUCCAUUUGUCAGAACUGACGGGCCAGACUCUUCCCUUCGUAAUGAGACUUUCACUAUUAAUCAAAACUAUCCAGCUAGAUCAGUCAAAUCCUAAAUAGUGUGCAGGAAGGAGAUGGUUCUCAGGGGCAGAUCUAGGGGGAGGGUGCAGGGGGUGCGCACCCCUCCCUGAGAUGACCUGCGGUUUUCUCAUACAACUGGUAUUCUGCAAAAAAAAAAGAACUAUGUGGUUUAUUGGUGUUGAAGUAGAGCAAGAGACGAGUGCACCCCCUCCUAAAAAAAAUCCUGCAUCCGCCCCUGGUUCUUCAGCAAAAACCCUUGGAAAAAUGCCGAUUUCAUUGUCAAAAUAACCGGUCCGGUAAUGGUCUGGCUGGCUAGUUCUGACAAAUGGCAAGUGCCCUAAGACUAUAUUUAGGCAUUAUUGAAACCAUUUCCCAUUUACUGUUGCAAGGGAUGACAACAAAGGACAUGGAUUGAAACUUGAUCAAAGGUUAGGCCAUUGUUUUCAAGUUUCAAUGCUAUGUCACCAAAUUUGUUUGAUAUCUUUGUAACUUUACAGGAGCAUUUUGGGUGUGGGUAAAACAAGGAACUGAGCAAAGAUACACAAGCACAGAAAUGACCUUUAAAGCAGCAAUUUCCUCAUGACAUAGCCCCUUUAAAAUGCCAAGCUGCAGUAAUGUGGUUCAUGUACACUAUUGUAAUAUAAUUAGUACGUGUAAUCAAAUGGUGACGAGUGAAAUUAGGGAAUAAUUUCACGAGUAUACUAUUUGAUUACCUAUUAAUAUCAUGGGUGACGAAUUACCUUAGCAAUCGAGGAUUUUUCUAGUGACUUGUUUAUCCUGGAUCGUAUCGAUCGGUCGUGAACUCCACUCUCUCAAACGUUUAGAGCUGAAAUUUGGCUCAAGUUUUCAGAAUUUUUCGACAACAUACCUCUAAGAAUCCUUGUUGUUGUGCUCUUUCGUGUGUUCAGGUUUUCUAAAGCGUCUUUUCAUGCCCUGACAUCUUCAUUCAUGACAUUUUAAAACGUCGUCGCCAUCUUGACACGGAGACGUACGGCAGGUUGCCAUGGCAAUUUAGUAAUUUCACAUGUGAAAUUACAAAUUAACGCUGAAAUUUCGUGCCAAAAUUAAGGAGUAAUUCGUCACGUAUGAUAUUAUUAUAAUAAUUUCAUACGCAAUUUCAUUAGCAGUAUAGUGCUGUGGUAUACCUUAUUACUUCAACUAGACAAAGGCCUGGUUGUUCAAAGUAGGAUUAGCAUGAAAUUUUAACUAGGAAUAUUAAAUUAGAAAAUUUUUGUUGAUUUUUUUGAAGUGAAGUUACUUUCUAAAGGGAAGCCAGCAACUCAAGAAUUCUAAAAGAUUAUUAUUUGGCAUAAUUUGCAGUUUCCACAACAUAGAACUAUGGGGAGGGGAAGGCACAGGUACUUUGGCAAUAAAAUGGAUGUUUCUUGCCCACUUACUUUCUGGCAAACAAAGUUGAAAUCAUUGGGAAAAUGUUCUGCAGUAUAUGUUUCCUUAUGCCAAGAAAAGCCACUGAAGUGAAAGGCUUAAUUUUGUCCAAAACGUCUUAAGUGUCCUUAAGUUCGGAAGAAAGACAACUUCUAAAAACGUUAAAACCUUUCUUUUAGAAACCCUAUGUCUGUAAAGUACCAGGCUGUCCGAAACGUUACACUGAUCCCAGCUCUCUGAGAAAACACACCAAGACAGUCCAUGGAGAACAGGCCAUCAAAAGGGUAUGUCAAUUUUGAGCAAAUUUUGACUUCAUUUAAUGUUUUACAAUGUUUUUCUUUAUUAAAUUUUGUGAUCAAUAGCAGUUGUUUUAUUAACCUAUUUUUGGUGUUGCAGUCAGCUGAUAAUAAUAUUGAUUUUGUGUUGUUUUUAUCUUGUUAGAAACUUUUAAAAGUAAGGGGGUGGCCUUGGAUGAACUUUAAGGCCUGGUUGUUCGACGUAUGAAUCAAUUAGGAACGGUACUUUUGUAUUUGGGUCAACUCUGCCAUUCCAUUCGACUGAGCUUGUCGAAUAGAACGGCAAAAGAUCGACGUUGAUUCAUACAUCGAACUUCAUGUGUACCACAUGGGAGUAUUAAGGUUGAUUUUUAUCACAAGAUGUAGCUACACAUGUAACAGCAGCAGUGGCUAUCAAAUUCCUUCAUCGUAACAGAAAAUAACCUUUUAUAUUACGUUAACUUUAUAAUUUAAUAUCAUGGUGUUUAUAAUUUAAAAAUAGUUGUAACGUAAACAUUUUUGUGUUAUUGUAUCAAGUAACCAGUUAGUCUUAUGUGGGGGCUCUUCUUUUAGGCUUGGCUAAAUUUACCUUUUAUUUCUCUCACAAAUUAACCAUCAAAAUUCAGAUGCUAGCCUUAGAGUACUGAGCCCCCUUUUAAAUAAACGUCAUUACGGUGGCUCAUACACAAUAAGUGUCGUGCACAGGAUGCAGCUGAAGGCAACAGCUGCUAAAACUUUCUUCAGCUGUUAUAGAAUGUGCGGGUUAGAUUUGCUUGAUUGUCUGACUUACAACAACAUUAUAAUUUUAAUUUUAAACACAGCUUAAGGCAGAAGGAGGCAGAGAAAAGCCUUCUUCAAAUCCUGACAAGAAAGGGAGUGUGCCUCCUGACAAAGGACAAGGCCCCACCAUGGCCACUGUUACACAGAGUGCCCAAUCACCAUCCAGUGCUACAACCGAUCAGCCUCAAGAACCUUUGUCCCCAGGCAGAGAUGGAUCCAGUGUGGUUGGCAGUGUUUAUCAAGGUGGAACUUGCUCUCAGACACUUGUAGGUAGCAGUUUUGAUGGGGACACAGUUUCAUCCAGUUGUGAUAGAAUUCCAGGAGGUCUGGAUAUUCCUUCAAGCCAAGGCAGUCCAAGAAGUGCUACUGGUCAGUCUACAAUAGGCUUAUCGCCAAGGAGUCCUCCAUUUGUGAGCCAACUUCCUGACAUUCUGGAAGGAGAAUGGGAGUCAAAUGAUGGUGGUGCAGCAACAGUGCAGUCGGUUGAUAUCAGACCACCACACCAGGGAGUCACUCUUCCAAAGCUUGAUGUUCACAAAAGGGAUGUGGCAUCAUGGGUGAACGACGUUCACCGCAGGAUGAGUCAGUCAUCACGCAGAUCUAGUGAAGGAAGUCACUUAUCAGUGGAAUUGAAUGGUGACUCCAGCAGGAGAUCUAGCCAAGAAAGUGGUUGGUCCUCUUAUGGGAGUCGCAGGUCCAGCCGCGCAAGCCCCUUUCCAAGCACCAGUAUUCAACCCCAAGAGGUUAUUCCUCAUUAUCCCAAUGGAGCUGUUCUUCCAUUGCCUCUACAGUGCAGGCCACCACACUUGAACUCACUAGACACCAGUGAUGAUGUCCUCCGACGAACUAGUGAGACUAGUACAUGUAGUAACCAAAGUGCUCCAUACAACAGGUUAAGCCGUAACAGCAGUGGUUAUGGAAGUCAGUCAAAUCUGGCAGUUAUAAGAAGCCCUAUGUUUCACAAAAUCCCACCUCCAUCUAGUUUGCUACCACAGCGAACUGUGUGUGCUGAUGCUGCAAGUAGGAGAAAAAGUGACACUGUCAUUUGUGAGGCUGAUAGCUCUGGAAGUUAUCUCCAAAAUGGUGGCAAAGGUGAGGUACGCCGUAGCAGUGAGCCUAUUAGACAAGCAAGGGCAGCCCUGACUCGAAUUGAACCUCCAACUGGUGCUAGUAACAGGGUAGCAGCAGUACCAAAUGUGAGUGAAACUGGACUGAUGUGUGGUGACUUGGAUCCACAAGAAUUUGAUGCCUAUUUAAAUCCUCGAGAGGAGGGGCAGGUUGAAUCAACUGUGCCAUACCCACUUCCACAACAGACACAAAGACUGUGUCACUUUCCGUAUCCUGAAGGACAUGCCACCCAGCCUCCACUGCCACACCCCCCUACAUCACAGACUACAAUCCAUCAUCGACCAGAGCCGUUUACCCCACAUCAACCAAAUCCCUCAAACCAUGGGCAUCAAGGCAAGUUUGCGCCGUCAGAUGCCAAUGGCGCUCCGGCCCCAAGGAUUCCCCAGAGAGGGUACUGGCCUCUUCCUAGGUACAGAUCUGGAGGACAGCAGCAAGCUCCCAUGAUGCAGAAUGGCCUCAACCACACACCAUCAGAAAGCGGCACUAGCCACAUCCCAGUGGAACAUUCAGGAGAGAAAAGCCAGUAUGACAUGAUGAAUUAUGAAGAUGCAAUGGUUGCAGGGCUGGGUUUAUUAUCAACUGAAAAUGGCGGGGUGUCAGAAUUUGUUGGAAAUAACAACAUGGUGGUGAAUGACAUGAACACUUUGUUGAACUCUCUCCACGAGGAAGAAAGGUACCUUGAGUUAUGUCAAUCAAGAGGCGUCACAGGAAGUGCUAUGUCUAUUUUCUAAGUUACAAUAAUAAUUAUUUGAGAUGUUUUUUAACAGUCGUGUUCAGGGCAAAUGACAAAUGGCAAACAUGAGUUUGUACCAUGCAGGGUGCAAAGAAAAUCAUUUUUACAGCUUGCCAUUCGGGCAAGCUGAAGCUAGCAUUUACUAGCCCAGACAUCAUUUCAACUAGCCCCCAAAACUUUUUGACUAGCAGAAUUGAUUUCACAGUUCUUCUGUUAUUCGAAUUCCUCAAAAAGCAUCACUUGCCCGUCGGGCAAGUUAAAAACAGAAUUCACUAGCCCAAGAGCAAACUCCACUAGCCCUGGGCCGUCGGACACUACUUUCUUUGCAUGCAGACCAUGUGACCAAGUUUUCCUUUUACCUGUCAUUUUCUGUUCCUUAUAACUACAUGGAAAUCGGUAGAUUCAUGCCAGUUCUACACCUAAGAAAAUAGAAAAAUGAGCAGACAAAAACAUUGCUUUGAGAUGUUUUUGUCUGCUCACUUCCUAUUUUGAAAAUUUCUGAACUUGAAUCUCACGUUUGCCAUUUGCCAUAAAAUUGUGUGACUCUGAAUCUCUCUUACUAUGUCAUUGCUAUGCUAAGGAUGUUUCCUAUUCUGUGAUCAUGUGAGCAGUGUCUUUCUAGUCAGUCUCAAGGGAAAGGUACAUGUACUUAUGAGGGGGUGGGGAAAUGGGACAAAAAAGGCAUGUACUUGGUGUUGUAUUAUUACUACAGUGCAACCACACGAACUGAGGCCACCCAGACAAAAUUUUGACACAAAUUUUGAAAUUAGCCAACCACGAGUCGAGAUCUAAACAAUGAAAUUGCUCAUAAUUGUACCCUUGUUCUAAAAGAUAUAAGAAAUAAGGAAUCGUGAUGAUACUUUGACAUCAUCUGGGUUGGCCAGAAUCAAAGCCAGCAGUAAAGAAAAUUUGAACAAUCUGAACUUAAGGCAACGGCUGAUCAUUUCAUGGCAAAUGGCGCUCAGCGCCCAAAGCGCCCAAAUUUUGUUGUAGUUAUGAUUAAUUGGUAACAGAACUUCCUGUCAUCCAAUUCUGUCUGUAAUCAUACUCGUGAUUAAACAAAUCAGAUUCCCGCUAUGUGGUCACCCAAUUUUGUUAAUCACUCGUAUGAUUACAGACCGAAUUGGAGUCCACUUAGUCCUAUUACCAUUAUUAAGAGACUGAUUAGAAAACCAGCUGCACUGUACAGGCAAAAGCAUUAUGAAUAAUAAAUAUUUUUAUAGCUAUUGAAACGUGUUUUUGCUAACUGAUGACCAUAUUGUACAGUACAAAAACAAUUCCAUGCGUAAAUCACUGAACAACACAACUUAGUAAAUUAUUUUUAAGUAAUUGUUGCUUCAUUAUUAUAUAAAUAAAUGAUACAUUAACAUUGUAACUGAGUAGUUAAGAAUGACAGUUUGCUUAAGGUGAUUUUAUGUUGUGUUAGAUCCAACCAAAGACUUAAAUUAAGUUGGUUAUUAGACAGUGUUCUGUCAGUAUUCCACACAACUGCCUUCUGAAUGAUUUGUAUCAUUAAUAUUUGACUAAGCCCUCUUCUGUUGGCAGUUUCAAGAAGGUAUAUUUUAGUCCAUACUAGAAAACCUUUAUGUGCUUCAAAGAACCCAUGCAUCCAGAAACAGAUCUCGUGAUCCAAAUCUUUAAUCCUUAAUAUUAAAAACGGAAGUCCGCCUAAUUUGUUCCAUGCAUUUUUUUGUAGAAGCGGUGGAAAGAAUUUGGUAAAAUGGGUUAUUUUGAGGUGGUCUAAGUUACAGACUUAGUUUGAAUAACAGUUACUACCCUGUUAGAGGAAAUUAACAUGAAUUUCAAACAUUUGCAUUAAUUUAAGUGGAAUGUUUGUAAAAGUCGUGUUAAUUUCCUUCAUUUUGAAAUGUUGCGCUCUCUUUUGUAGUAAUUUCCUUUACUUGAAAGUCGUUUUCCAUAUAUUCACUAUUCAAGCACGCAAAUUCAAACUUUAUUUUAAUAUUUUAUUUGAAAGGCAUUUUAAUUUAAGUCUGUAUGAAAGGUCUGAACUGAUAGUGUGAUAUGUUGUAGUUUUUAACCAUGCAGUGUACAGUGUGAAAAUGUGUACCAAAAUGUAACGACAUUAUGACAAAUCAUUUUAUAAUAUUAUAUUGUGGGACUAAUUUUAUGAAGUAAAUUAUACUACUAAUAGUGCUGGGAAGUGCAGGUAAUCAGGUUGACUGGCAAUGUAAAGCUUAAAAAUUAGCAUGUAUAAUUUUUUAUGCAUAUGUCAGUGCUUCGAUUUGAAAUUUCUAAACUUUGUAACAAAAUGAAGACAACACACAAUAAAACUGAUAUUUUAAGUUUAUCAAGAAAUGAGAUAAUUUUAG